Messenger RNA from Postia placenta MAD-698-R-SB12, 681 nucleotides. RefSeq lists its product as hypothetical. The coding region runs from base 1 to 681 and encodes 226 amino acids. The record is from RefSeq and is a predicted model, not a curated record. The transcript is spliced from 6 exons. NCBI's taxonomy places the organism in Eukaryota, Fungi, Basidiomycota, Agaricomycetes, Polyporales, Adustoporiaceae.
AUGUGCAUCAAUGCGUGGAUGUCGGUCAUGACAAUAGGUCACACGGUAUGUUACUCUGUGUGUGUUUCCAUCACUCCACACAAAGAAUCAACUCGGUGGUCCAACUGGCAUUGGCUGUACAACAAUCGUGCGACCAUCACUCAAAGAGACACCGAGGUGGCAGACCACAGAAUGGCGGAGAUGGAUGCGUCCCUGAACUUCGCGCUCCAUAUGGUAUCCCAACUUCCAGAUCGUGGGGAUAGGCGUUUACCAAACAGGCUGAAAUACAUUGGAGGACGGCGGUAUUGGCAGAUAGUGGUGGUUCAGACACUAUCAUCCAAUGACCUCUUAAAAUGCACGUUCAUAUGGGCAGCGCGCAACAUUUGGUUCCUUCCAGAAACAUAUGUGCGGCCGGAGAUUGUUGUGAAAAUUGCAAGGCACAGGUCCGACUGUCGCUAUGCCCGGCGAUUGUAUAGAAAGCAGUUGGGAAAUGAUGAAGGAACCGACACCGUAAGCGCUGUGAGAGGUCUUGUGUGGCUCCUUAUUCCCGACCCGCAGGAGACACUUUCUAAGGCGGCUGAACUUAGCUUACCGUACCACCUGGUCUUUGAGAAGCAGUGGUCAGUAUGUCGUGACCACCGACACAAAGCUUAUCCUGUACGAAGAGGGCCUAGAGAGAUAUACCUUGUGCGCCCGCGGUAA